Neopsephotus bourkii (Bourke's parrot) is the source of this 2581-nucleotide messenger RNA. RefSeq names its product family with sequence similarity 47 member E (gene FAM47E). The record is from RefSeq and is a predicted model, not a curated record. Lineage: Eukaryota; Metazoa; Chordata; Aves; Psittaciformes; Psittacidae.
CAACUACAAACAUGUUUAGUGUAUUAUGCCAGCAGGGACUUAAAGCUAGUGCCUUCUUUGUCUAAGCAACACAGCCUUAGUGUUAGCUUCUGCAUGUUUUCUUACACCGUUUUCAGAUUUUUCUGGGAAUUUUGUUGUGGAGUGCCUUGGAGGUAACUUUCUAUACAUCAGAAUAAGAAUAAGAUACUAUUUUUCUCUUAAGGUACUUUUACUGUUGGAGCUGUAAAAUAUCAGGUAUGUAUAUUUCUAAUUCUUAAUACCCUCUUAAAAUGUAUUUUGCUUCUGAAUUAAGCAAUUCCUGAGUAUAUGUCUUUAUAAAAUAUGCAUUAUACAUCUGCAUAAAAUAUGUGAUACUGCACUAUUUGAUAUUGCAAGUACAUUAAUAAUCUCUAAAACCAACCCCUUAGGCUAUUAAUUUUUGCUAUGCUUUAGCUAGCAAGUACUGUACUGUAUUAUACUAUAUUGCUAAAGCACUGAAAGUACUAAUUUAAAACAUCUGUCAGUUGCCAUUUGACUGUUUAAGCCAAUAGAGGUAAGAACUGUGGAACGGCUGAAAGCUGGACAAGUUAUGGUUAACUGAAAUGAGGUGUUAGUGAGGAAUAUUUGUCAUUUUGAACACACAGCUUUACAAUAUUUUUGUCAGUAAAGCAACAGGCAUAUGUAUAAAAUGUCUUGAAACAGAAGCUCUAUAAUUAUUUUGUUUUUAAUUUAAAACCAGAUUUUUGUAAUGCCAGUAUUUUGUGUGCUUAAAAUGCUGGUUUUCAGUGUAUGAUGUCCUUCAUGCAAGUUGUCAGUGUUUUAUACGCUUUUCUGAAGAGCUGUACAGCAGCAAGAUGCUGGCCAGUAUGGGUGAGCACACCUGAAGCUGAACAUCCACUUGUGCUCUGGAAGUACUCCAGUAUUUUUUGUUAGAAUACAGCCUUUAAGCUCUGCAUGAUGUAAUUUGCUUACAGAAGGGAGAAUGUCUUAUAAGGGCUUCCAAGAAAGCAGAGCAACAUUCUCCAACUUGCUUACUGAUCAGUGCUGGAUAUUUCUGAAGAAAGGUCAAGAUGACUUCAGAGAUGGCUUUCCUUCUUCACCUGAUAACAUGCUUGUUAAUGGCAGGAAGCAGCCUGUCUCAAUUACCCUUGAGAACAGCACACUAAAAUCUUCGUGCAGAGCUCCAUGGAAGAAAAGGAACUAGUGCAGCAGAGCAGAGGUCUGUCUUUCCAAGCUCAGUAGUCUGCUGCAGCAAGCCAGGACGGAUUAUGUUGCACAAAUGGAGUGCUGUCUGAGCCAGCACCCUUCAGUGUGCUACCCAUGCUUGGAAAAAAGCACCUCCCCUAAGAACUUGAAAGAGGUUGCAGGUGUCCUGGAUCCUGAUAUGAUACUGAAGAGUAAAGCUGGCUACAGUGGCUAUGAGAACCAGCCUGGUCAGGAGGUGCUGGGUCUUAUGGAGGACAUGCACAAAGUAACAGCUUCCAAGACACAAGUACAUGGCAAGGGGUCUCAAGUCCAAACCCUGUGUGCACAGCUUCCCAAGAAGGUAGCAGCAAGAAUAAAAGAGGCCACGCUGGCUGACGUUGUUGCCCAUGACGAACAUGUAAAGCAAGCAACCAAGCAUUUUUGUGACUGGGUUAUGUCUUUGGGUGUAGGGAAUUGGAAUAUUGAUGAAGAUACUUUCAUGAGCUUGCUCAACACCAGCUGUGAAAGGGAGAUCACCGUCCCUUCACUUUUCAAUGCUGUGAAAUUCAUCAACAUGGAAACAAAGCAGCUCAAGAGCCGGGACAUUUCACCUCCCCAGUUAGCUGUCAGGAGUUCUCACUACCUUAGGAACCUGCCCUGCCAGGUUAAGGUCCCUUCCCAAACAAAAUGGGAGAAGAUCAGGUAUGGAGCAUGGUAUCUUGAUCCCAAAACAUGGAGAAAACAGAAAGCAAAUGAACCAUUAAAAUAACAAGAGGCCACAAUCAACAGCCUUGGGAGUGCAAAGAACUGGUUUGAAAAGGUACUGUGAAAGUGAAAAGCAGCAUAAUUCUUCUGUGACAUAGCUAUGAGGUUUUCUCACAGGGAUGUAUCUGGGCACUUUACUGUACUUGGCAGCCACAAACAGAUGUGGAACAGACCAUGUUAUCCAAGCUGAGAUCACCAUGGUUCCAACAGGCUCACUGACUUGGAUUAGCCGUGGCUUCAUGGCACCAAUAUGUGAACAAUAGUCUCAGAAGGCAAGUAAGCACAAAUCAGGCUUAAAUAGCUGUUGCACAUUUAGUUCAUUUAAAAAUGUUCUAGGGUGUGCUUACUUGGUUUAGUUGUCCUGCAAUACCCACCUUGACAAAGGUGCUGGAUUCAGCUGUGGGACAAGGUGGUGUUAGGAGGAGUUUGAGGAGCAGGCAGGUUCAGCUGCUGGCCUUAGAUGUAGGUUUAGUUUCCACUUUAUUAAAAAAAAACAUAAAUUAUUCCACCUUCACACUUAGGACUCAGUACAAAGGGAAAACGGUGUUAAUGCUCUAGAGGGCAGUCCUUCCAAAGGUCAAACUGAGGAGCUGCUGUGACUAAAACCAUGCCACAUGCGAAAGGCUGGCAAGCUGUUGACAAGUGUUGCUCC